Tuber melanosporum (Perigord truffle) is the source of this 1093-nucleotide messenger RNA. RefSeq lists its product as uncharacterized. The transcript is spliced from 2 exons. Bases 41 to 1093 code for a protein of 350 amino acids. Lineage: Eukaryota; Fungi; Ascomycota; Pezizomycetes; Pezizales; Tuberaceae. The record is from RefSeq and is a predicted model, not a curated record.
GUGAGAAAACAUCUAUCACGAACCAAGACCCCACUACAUGAUGAGCAAGCCUAAUAUUACUAGACACUUUAGGGGCGGGAUGGAAGAGCUUAAGACAGCGGAUGGCAUAACACUUUAUGCCUACAAGAGUGUACUUGGCCAGGGAACCAGUCCUUACUUGAACACUCCGUGGGAAUGUUUCACGACUUCUACGGUGGAACGGUUCCUAGAGUAUUGCUAUCAGGGUGAUUAUAGCCCUCCGAAACCAGCUAAACUGCCUCUAGCCACACCCACGAGCAGUGUUGUCGAUGCCGACGGGAACGCCAUCGGGGUCUUCCAGACCGCAGCCGGCCACCUUCCCUGCUGCCAGCUUGCAAACAGGCGUGCCGCACCCCAGGGCGACCAUCACCUCUGCUGUUCCUGCAUCGCCAUCCAAGAGGAUGACACCGAAGAAGAUGAGGGCAGCAAAUACGACGGCGUCGAUGGCAGCGACACCGAAUAUGCCGACGACAAAGACGACUCUGGGCCAUCAAGACAUCCGCACGGCUUGGAUUACUUCGAGGUGUUCUUUACCCAUGCAGAACUUUACAUCCUCUCUCAAACCCAGGGACAAAGCUUGCUUGCAGCCCUAUGUCUCAACCGUCUUCGCACAGCACUCGAAAAGGCAGCCAAGGCACCGGUCCGUCCUCGGUUCCCAACAAAUCUGAGCCGUCUACUUUCUUAUGCCUACGAGCACAACAACGUGAGAUUAAUUGAUGACAACCAAGCGCACGACCUACAAAAUCUAGCUUCGUCAUGCGCGGCGAUGCACAUCAAAGAUAUGAAAGAGGAAUGUAGUUCACUGAUGGGGCGUGGGGGGAAGAUGGCUGAGGACCUGAUGAAGGAGGUGGCAGAUCGGGCGAUAAGUCUCGAUAGUGUCUUGGAGAUGGAGAUGGAGAAGAUGGAGACGGAAAAGAUGGAGAUGAAGGAGAAGAUGAAGAAGAUGGAAACGGAAUGGAUGGAGGUGGAGAAGAAGCUAGAGGAGGUCGAGACAGAAAAGACGGAGAUGGAGAAGAUGCUAGAGAAGGUCGAGACGGAAAAGGCAGAGAUGAAGAAGAAGCUAAAGAAGAAGUAG